AUGGUCUUUAACAUGUAAAAUUACGAUUUGUUAUUUUGGAAGUUCAAUAUAAUUAUUUUUAUUACGCUAGUUUUAAUUUAUUAUAGACCAACUAUUUGAACAUUUUGGUACUCGCGAGUCGGAUAUUUAUGCUAGCAAUGGUUAGUUUAAAAGUGUUUGUAUUGUGCACUUGAUAUUGGGACAACAAUUGAUGUUGUCGUGCUUCGGACCGCUUAUAUUAAUGGGAAGCAAAGGAAAGACUAGUCAAGAAGAGGAUUGAGCUAUACAGUGUGAGCGAUUGGAAGUGGCUGAGAUUGCAGUAACCAACACCAGGAUGUACAUAUUAUAUAUAGUGUUUAGUGAAUCGCUUUUAAGCGAUAUGGUAUGGAGAAUAGAUGCAAGCUAUUCUGAAACUGUUUCCCACAGGAGAUACGGACCCCACGGAACCUUGGCCAGCCUCAUUAGUGAGUGAUAUACAUAGAUGUAAGUGAGAAAUUAGGAAAACCGGCACAGUGAGUUAUGGUGAACACAGGUCGGAUCCUGACGGAACCGUGAUUCGGUUGGACCUGCUGAAGCUGUCGACGUUUUCAAGACCAGCCCAAAGAACAUUCUUCCCCGUUCAUCGGCCAUGUUUGCAUCAAAAGCGAGAUAAGGCUUUCUUGGUGGCCCGAAAUCGAAUGCUGCACUGAUGUGGCUGGUGAACCAUGAGGACGUGGUGCUGCAUCGUGAUCAUUAUGACCACGAUCAGUACGAGCGCGCUGCUACCGGCGCCUCAGAAAGCUGAGGUCAAGGAACCUUACGAUCGCCUGUAUUGGUACGCUCAAGCGCAAGAAACGCUGCAAAAACGCCUUCAGUACGCAACCGAUAAGAAUCCCGUAGCAAAGAACAUAAUUCUGGUGGUCGGAGACGGGAUGAGUCUUACGACGGCUACAGCAGCGAGAAUCCUGCGCGGACAGCGUCAAGGGCAGUCCGGGGAAGACACAGACCUCGCCUGGGAUACCUUCCCGGCUGUCGCGUUGGCUAAGACCUACAACAUAGACGCUCAAACGGGUGAGUCAUCAGCGUGCGCGACUGCUCUGCUUUGCGGCGUCAAAGCCAGAUUCGAAACAUUGGGCUUGGACGCCGGAGGCCGGUUCAACAAUUGCGCUUCGACCAUCAACUCGAAAGUCACUUCACUUAUAGAUUGGGCCCACGAAGCAGGUAAAUCCAGCGGUAUAGUGACUACAGCCAGGAUAACGCACGCCACGCCAGCAGCGUUGUAUGCGCACGCGCCGUCUCGGUACUGGGAAGACGACAGCAGAGUGCCGCCCACUGUUAGAAAAGACUGCAAGGACAUCGCCCUACAGUUGGUGGAAAACGAACCGGGAAGGAGUAUCAAUGUAAUUAUGGGCGGCGGCAGGAGACAUUUUAUACCAAACGUGACACCAGACCCUGAGCAUCCCAACCGGGAAGGAAGGAGGCUAGAUGGCAGGAACCUCGCAGAAGACUGGGCCAGGGAGAAAAAAAGACGGCGGUUACGGGCCCAGUAUAUUUACUCUAAAGAACAUCUGGCUAAGCUUGAUCCUCGAGCUGUUGAUUAUGUUUUAGGUUUAUUCGAGUAUUCACACAUGGAGUUUAACGCUGAGCGGGGCGCGGUGACGGAUGCAGAGGACGGCACCACAGGGGCUGCUGUCAAGGCCGACGACCCAUCCCUCGCUGACAUGACGAGAGCAGCGCUAUCAAUACUCACCAAGAAUGAUAAGGGAUUUUUUUUACUACUCGAAGGAGGACGGAUAGACCACGCCCAUCACUAUAACAACCCCUACAGAGCCCUGGACGAGACCUUAGAGUUGGAGACAGCCCUACUUGCAGCUUUAGAGCGAGUCAACCCUACGGAGACGUUGAUAGUCGUAACCGCAGACCACGGGCAUGUGAUGACCUUUGGAGGUCAAGCAACGCCUAGGGGUCACCCCGUGUUAGGUGCGGACACAGUGGCUUCGGAUAUUGACGGGUUGAGAUACACGACCUUGCUUUAUGGCACUGGGCCAGGCCACUCGGAGCCGAGAGCACUACCUCUCAAUUCUACAGCGUCGGCUGCUGACGCGGUGCAUGCGUCCGCUGUGCCACGGCAAUGGGCGACGCAUGGAGCGGAGGACGUGCCGAUUUACGCUUUAGGUCCAAUGGCAACAAUUUUAUUCACAGGAGUUGUAGAACAAAGUUAUAUCCCUCAUGCUAUAGCCUACGCUGCCUGCUUUGCUCAUCAUUCUCGCCGAUGUCAAGAUAAGAGCAACUUCACGCAACCACCUAUAAAAUUACCGAAAUGUGUUUCGCCUGAAGUAAGCAGCAUAUCAGCGGCAGAUGAAACAAGAAGUGACGGUUCCUCCGGGCGCCGCAUCGUUGUUGCUUCCAGCGUAAUGUCGGACGAGAGGGCGCAGCGCUCAUCCGCUCCGCUAGUCGCUCAGCUUAUCGCCAACUGCUACCUUAUCCGUCUUAACGUACUACCAAUUUUAUUAUCAUCGAUCCGAUUCCUGAUUUAAUGAUGCACAUUUUGGUCAC
Molecule: messenger RNA, 2514 nt
Organism: Plodia interpunctella (Indianmeal moth)
Lineage: Eukaryota; Metazoa; Arthropoda; Insecta; Lepidoptera; Pyralidae
Product: alkaline phosphatase-like
Exons: 14
Coding region: 684-2495 (603 amino acids)
Biological process (GO): dephosphorylation
Molecular function (GO): alkaline phosphatase activity
Source: RefSeq, a predicted model, not a curated record